Molecule: messenger RNA, 1767 nt
Organism: Salvelinus sp. IW2-2015
Lineage: Eukaryota; Metazoa; Chordata; Actinopteri; Salmoniformes; Salmonidae
Source: RefSeq, a predicted model, not a curated record
GGCACGUCACAUGUUGUAGUUACAGAUGGUCCUGUGCUUGUAGUGUCUACCGUACAAACACACAACUGCUCAUCAGAACAGCAAGUCAGUAGGUUUGAUACUUUGAAACACUACGCGCAAAAAUGGCCCAAUGCACGGAACCGUCUACCAGCACCGGGGCGAACGGAGAGCUGAAAAAGCCGAGGAAGGUCGCUGUUAUCACGGGCAUCACUGGACAGGAUGGCUCCUACCUGGCUGAGUUCCUGCUGGAGAAGGGCUAUGAGGUUCAUGGUAUCCUGCGUAGAUCCAGCUCUUUCAACACUGGUCGUAUUGAGCACCUGUACCAGAACCCCCAGACACACACUGAGGGAAAGGAUGGAACUACAGGUGGCCACAUGAAGCUACACUAUGGGGACCUGACAGACAGCACUUGCCUGGUGAAGAUCAUCAACCAGGUCAAACCUACAGAAAUCUACAACCUGGGAGCCCAGAGCCACGUCAAGAUCUCCUUUGAGCUGGCUGAGUACACAGCUAAUGUGGACGGUGUUGGUACCCUGCGUCUGCUGGACGCUAUAAAGACGUGUGGUCUGACCAACAGUGUUAAGUUCUACCAGGCCUCUACUAGUGAACUCUAUGGGAAGGUCCAGGAGAUCCCUCAGAAAGAGACCACACCGUUCUACCCCCGCUCACCUUACGGUGCUGCUAAGUUGUAUGCUUAUUGGAUUGUGGUGAACUUCAGGGAGGCCUAUAACCUGUUUGCUGUCAACGGGAUCCUCUUCAACCACGAGAGCCCCAGAAGAGGAGCGAACUUCGUGACGCGUAAGAUCAGUCGUUCUGUGGCGAAGAUUCACCUGGGCCAGCUGGAGAGCUUUAGUCUGGGUAACCUGGACUCCAAGAGAGACUGGGGCCACGCCAAGGACUACGUAGAGUGUCAGGGAGUUUGUGGAGAAGUCCUUAAACAUGUGGGCAAGACCAUUGUGUGGGAGGGGAAAGAUGAGAACGAGGUUGGUCGUUGCCAGGAGACAGGGGUGAUUCAUGUGAAGGGGUGGACCCCAAGUACUACCGUCCUACUGAAGUGGAAUACCUGCAAGGUGAUAGCACCAAGGCACUGACAAAGUUAGGCUGGAAAGCAAAGAUCACUUUUGAGGAACUGGUGAAAGAGAUGGUUGAUGCUGACAUCCAUCUCAUGAAGAAUAACCCUAACGCAUAAAACCACAUCCUGUGGAUCAACCCAAACCUAGGGAAUCAUCUGAGCACUCCUGACCAGAGUGCACUGCGACUCAACAGUCGCACCAUGCGGUGAAAAGAAUAUAAAACUAGUCUGGAUCAUUUUUUUCAUCACUUUGCUGUCCCAAACGAAGUUACUCAGUCUGUUUUUUUGCCUUAUGCUAUGGUGAGGGAAGAUUAUUCGAUGCCUUUUAAAUAAUGCCAUUCCUUAUUUUUGUUUUUAAUCUUAAGAUAAUUUUUCACGCUGAUCAUGAUUUAGUAGCCUAUAUGGUGAUAGGACUUUUAAUUGUUUUUAUUCGYCACUGUCUCUGGGCAAUAUGGGAUUGUAUUGUUGUCUUGUGUUUGUUUGUUUUAAUCGCCUGGCAUAUAGGUCACAGGUUGCAGUUUGUCCUUUUAGAAAUAAAUUAAGUAUAACUUUAAUUAUUUGUUAUUGUAAGAUGACCAACAAAUAUGUUUUAGAUGUUAUUCAGCAUUUGUGAAAUCUUUUGUAUUCCCAUCUGACAUAUUUCAUUCAGAAUAUAAAAAAUUUGGUACAAUAAAACUUGUUCUUUUGAUACAUUA